AUGACCAUUUGCCCAUAUCAACGUCCAAGUCUUGGAAUCGGCUGGAGACCAAGCUCCAAGUUGUGUUGCGUUCCUGCAAACGUAUCAGGUCACAGUGAGAGAGGACCACUAAAAGCGGAGCGAGGACUUAGUUUACGUCAAUCAAGGAAGAUAUAUGAAGUCACAAAUGUUCUACUCCCUGUCGGAUCUGGUAAGGUUUUCAAUGUGUUGCAACCUAAGAUAGACUGUAGAGUUGGGGGAAAUUUCUGUUCCCUUCCUUUCAAAACAACACCCCCUCCUCACCCCCAGUGAUCGGGGUUUUUUGCUGUCGCAUGCAAGCACGGAGGCAGGAGGUUGCUUUCGUUAUUUACUCACUCAUGUGCAACGUCCAACAUGUAAUUGUUCACUUAUAUUCGGCUGUUUGCGUUAAAGGAAAGUAGGUGUGGAAAUGGGUGGCGCUGGUAUCUUGAAUACCGUCAAGGACAAGCUAAAGAAACCAGGGUGCGUGCGGGCCGUUAAAUUUUGUAGAGGCUUAUUAUAACCAGGGCAUUUACUUUAAUAGUGUAUCCUGGUCUGAUGUUAAAACAAUCAUUCCAACCUAUUGUCAUUAAUUUUACACCUGUUAGGAAUCUGCGUGCGAUGUCAAAAGUCUUUUGGAACACUAGUUGAAGGGUCACAUAAGACGACACCAAAAGAGGUUGAAAGUAUGACAGAUUGUUUGAGGAAAUUUAACUUGGUAAGAGUCUUUAGUAGUCUUUUGUGUUAAGGUGGCUACGAAUAAGAAUCAUUUUAACUAUUAUUAUUAUUAUUAUUAUUAUUAAUUUUUGUAUAAUUAUAUUGGCUUGAUUACACUUCUUUGUUUACUAGGGCGAUAAACUGCAUCCUCCAGCAAUGUGACUGCAAUCAAAUCUCUUCCCGCUGAUCCUAUAACUUUAGGCGAGCAAGAUAAAACUCAAGCAGCAGUCGUUACGUCCAAGCGCCAGCGUCUCUACCUACCUCCAGAAGAUUCUGACGAGAGUGAAGAAAGCCCAGGCCCCUCUACUAAUGUCCAGGGGCCUCAACAACAGCUGAAUCGUUUUCUGAAACUUCGUGAUAUCAGUCCGGUACGCAGUGUUUUGUCAGUUUCGUGGGAAAAAGCCAGUGAACGCACGAAACGCCGUUAUUUACGAAAGGCAGAACAACCAAUUUCAGCAGUGUUAGACGUCAUUGCACCAGAAGCUUCAGGUGAAUUGUUGACAGAAUUAAGCAGUCGCCAUAUGCUUGGCGUUGGUAAGGAAACCGACGAACAGGUUCUCGAAAAAAGGCAAAGAGAGUUAGAAGUUCUUGAAGCAUUAGGCGAAAGCUACUUAAAUGCCCAGCACUGGAGUACCCGCAGGCAGAUACUGUCGUUAAUGGCAGACAAACUCUCUCUUAACGAGUUGAGAAAGUUGAUACCAACA
This is a messenger RNA of Porites evermanni, 1418 nucleotides long. The record is from the annotation of a GenBank genome assembly. NCBI's taxonomy places the organism in Eukaryota, Metazoa, Cnidaria, Anthozoa, Scleractinia, Poritidae.